AUGGCUUCUGUGGGCGUGGCACCUACUUCGGGUUUGAGAGAAGCUAGUGCCCAUAACGUUGGCGUGGAUAUGUUACCUGAGGAAAUGAAUGACAUGAAAAUUAGAGAUGACAAAGAAAUGGAGGCAACAGUAGUGGAUGGUAAUGGUACAGAGACAGGUCAUAUUAUAGUAACAACAAUUGGUGGUAGAAAUGGCCAGCCAAAGCAGACAAUAAGUUACAUGGCUGAGCGUGUUGUUGGGCACGGUUCAUUUGGGGUUGUUUUCCAGGCAAAAUGGUUAGAGACUGGCGAAACUGUUGCUAUAAAGAAAGUUCUUCAAGAUAAGAGGUAUAAGAACCGUGAGCUGCAAACCAUGCGUCUCCUUGACCACCAGAACGUUGUCUCUUUAAAGCAUUGCUUCUUUUCAACAACUGAGAAGGAUGAGCUUUAUCUUAAUCUGGUUCUCGAAUUUGUUCCUGAAACUGUUCAUCGUGUGAUUAAACACUACAGCAAGUUGAAUCAGAAGAUGCCACUAAUAUAUGUCAAACUUUAUACAUAUCAGAUAUUUAGGGCAUUGUCGUACAUCCAUCGUGCAAUUGGAGUGUGUCAUCGUGAUAUUAAACCUCAAAACCUUUUGGUGAAUCCUCAUACGCAUCAAGUUAAAUUAUGUGAUUUUGGCAGUGCAAAAGUCUUGGUUAAAGGGGAGCCAAAUAUAUCUUAUAUCUGCUCUAGGUAUUACAGAGCACCUGAACUUAUAUUUGGAGCAACGGAAUACACCGCAGCUAUUGACAUCUGGUCUGCUGGCUGUGUCCUUGCUGAGCUAUUGCUUGGACAGCCUCUAUUUCCCGGUGAGAGUGGAGUUGACCAGCUUGUGGAGAUUAUCAAGGUUUUGGGCACUCCAACAAGGGAGGAAAUUAAGUGCAUGAACCCGAAUUACACAGAGUACAAGUUCCCUCAGAUUAAAGCUCAUCCUUGGCACAAGAUGUUCCACAAGCGCAUGCCUCCUGAAGCAGUUGAUCUGGUUUCUAGGUUACUGCAAUAUUCCCCUAACUUACGGUGCACAGCUCUGGAUGCCUUGACGCAUCCCUUUUUUGAUGAGCUCCGUGCCCAAAGCACCCGUUUGCCAAAUGGGCGUUUCCUUCCACCGUUAUUUAACUUCAAAUCUCAUGAAUUGAAGGGGGUGUCAGUUGAGAUGUUGGUCAAAUUGAUACCGGAGCAUGCAAGAAAGCAAUGUGCCUUUCUUGGUCUUUUUCAAAUUGAACAGACUGAGAUGUGCAUAGGAGAUGCUUCAAAUUUAGGUUAUGAAUUAAGAUCUGAUAUUGAUAGCUCUUUAAUCAAGAAUGCUAAUGCAAAACCCUCAAGUGGGAAGCCUUCAGGAGCUGCUAAUCCUUAUGCGAUAGAUUUGGAUAACUUCACUAAGCGCUUGAACAUGUUGUAUUCUCAUUGGAAGGAACACCACAAUGACCUAUGGGGUGCUUCUGAUGCUCUUGCUAUAGCAACGCCUCCGGCUUCAGAGGAUCUCCGGUAUCUGAAGUCAUCAGCACUGAAUAUUUGGUUGGUUGGAUAUGAGUUCCCAGAGACGAUUAUGAUCUUCCUGAAGAAGCAGAUUCAUUUCUUAUGUAGCCAGAAAAAGGCUUCUUUGCUUGAUGUUGUGAAGAAGUCUGCCAAAGAGGCUGUUGGUGUUGAAGUUGUGAUACACGUGAAGACCAAAAGCGAUGAUGGAAGUGGGUUGAUGGAUAUCAUUUUUCGUGCAGUUCAUGCUCAGCCAAACUCUAAUGGCCAUGAUGCUCCUGUCAUUGGACAUAUAGGAAGAGAAAGUCCUGAAGGGAAGCUUUUGGAGACAUGGGAUGAAAAACUAAAGAAUGUUAAUUGUGAGCUAAGUGAUGUAACAAAUGGGUUCUCAGACUUAUUUGCUGUCAAAGACAGCACUGAGCUUACAAAUGUAAGGAAAGCAGCAUUCUUGACUUCUUCAGUAAUGAAGCAGUUUGUGGUGCCAAAGCUUGAAAAGGUCAUUGAUGAGGAGAAGAAGAUCUCCCAUUCUUCAUUGAUGGAUGAAACAGAGAAGACAAUAUUGGAACCUGCAAGAAUUAAGGUAAAGCUGAAGGCAGAGAAUGUCGAUAUUUGCUAUCCUCCAAUUUUUCAGAGUGGAGGAGAGUUUGAUCUGAAACCGAGUGCUGCAAGCAAUGAUGAGAACCUCUACUAUGACUCUACUAGUGUUAUCAUAUGUGCAAUCGGGUCCCGGUACAACAGCUACUGCUCAAAUGUUGCAAGAACUUUUUUGAUCGAUGCCAAUCCGAUGCAGAGUAAGGCAUACGAGGUCCUCCUUAAGGCCCACGAAGCAGCAAUCAGUGCAUUGAAGCCUGGGAACAUAGUCAGUGCUGUGUAUCAAGCAGCACUCUCUGUGGUCGAGAAGGAUGCUCCCGAAUUAACUGCAAACUUGACCAAAACUGCUGGAACUGGAAUCGGCCUUGAGUUUCGUGAGUCGGGGCUUAGUCUUAAUUCCAAGAAUGAUCGAAUUCUGAGACAAGGAAUGGUUUUCAAUGUGUCUAUUGGCUUUCAGAACUUGCAGGCAGAGACCAAAAACCCCAAGACCCAGAAAUAUUCUGUCUUACUUGCAGAUACAGUGAUUGUUGGUGAGAAAUUCGCAGAUGUGGUGACUUCAAAGUGUACUAAAGCUGUUAAAGAUGUGGCAUACUCAUUCAAUGAAGAUGAUCAGGAAGAAGAUCGUCCAAAAGUCAAAGCUGAACAUAGAGGGAGUGAGAACACCUUGUCGAAGGCAACACUUAGGUCAGACAACCAUGAAAUGUCAAAGGAGGAGCUUCGAAGGCAGCACCAGGCAGAGCUCGCCCGCCAGAAGAAUGAAGAGACUGCUAGGAGGCUUGCUGGUGGGGGUUCUGGUGCAACAGAUAAUCGAGGUGGUGCAAAGACAAUUGGUGAUUUAAUUGCAUAUAAGAAUGUCAAUGAUCUCCCCCUCCACGAGAGUUUAUGA
This is a messenger RNA of Dovyalis caffra, 2967 nucleotides long. Lineage: Eukaryota; Viridiplantae; Streptophyta; Magnoliopsida; Malpighiales; Salicaceae. The record is from the annotation of a GenBank genome assembly.